This is a messenger RNA of Vigna radiata var. radiata (mung bean), 393 nucleotides long. RefSeq lists its product as uncharacterized. Bases 1 to 393 code for a protein of 130 amino acids. The transcript has a single exon. The record is from RefSeq and is a predicted model, not a curated record. NCBI's taxonomy places the organism in Eukaryota, Viridiplantae, Streptophyta, Magnoliopsida, Fabales, Fabaceae.
AUGGCUGGUGUUGGAAGAGUCGUUCGGCCAAAGAAGUUGUCUCCCAGAUUCCUCGGUCCGUAUCAAAUUUUGAGGCGCAUAAGACCGGUCACUUACGAGAUUGCUUUGCCGCCUCAACUGUCCAACCUUCACUCGGUCUUCCACGUCUCUCAACUCAGGAAGUACAUAGCCGAUCGGUCUCACGUGUUGGAAGUUGACGACAUUCAAAUCAAAGGAGACUGUUCGGUCGAGCUGCAACCAGCCAGAGUUGAAGAGUUUAUGACCAAACGACCCAGUGGGAAAGCAACGAGCCUCAUCAAAGUAAUAUGGGAUGACCGAACGAGUGAUGCCACUUGGGAGAAGGAAAAAGACAUGAAGACAUCCUAUCAUCAUUUAUUCUCAGGUAAAUCCUAA